UAGUCCGGGCCCCCCGCGCGCACACGCACGGGAGCGCGCGAGCGAGCAAGACGCGCACACCCGGCGAGCCAAGUUCCGCAGCCUGGCAUGGCUUCUGGGGACCUUUACGAGGUCGAAAGGAUUGUGGACAAGAGGAAGAACAAGAAGGGGAAAUGGGAAUAUCUCAUCCGAUGGAAAGGCUAUGGCAGCUCCGAGGACACGUGGGAGCCAGAGCAUCACCUCCUGCACUGCGAGGAGUUUAUUGAUGAGUUCAACGGGCUGCAUGUGUCCAAGGACAAGAAAGUGAAGUCAGGAAAGCAGGCUGCAGCCUCCAAGCUCCUCCGUGACACCCGCAGCCCACCAGUGGAGAGGCUCCCCCACAGGCCCCUGGAGCCCGGCAAAAGCAAAUCAGCUUCCCACAAGCGGAAACGUAUCAACUCUCCCCUGUCCAGGCCCAAGAAGGGGUCUUCAGGGAAGGCCCCUGGGGCCACUAAGUCUGUGUCCUAUAGGACUACUCCCAGUGGCUUACAAAUCAUGCCCAUGAAGAAGGCUCAGAAUGGCUUGGAGAAUGGAGAUGCUGGUUCUGAGAAGGAGGAGGUGCACUUUGGAAAUGGGUCCCAUCAGCUGGAUUUGGAUUUGAGUGACCAGGUUGGAGAACAGGAUGCCAGCGACUGUGAUGGGACCCACUCUGCGCUGGUGGAGAACGGAGUCGGCCCUGCUCUGACCAACGGAGGCCUGAACCUGCACAGCCCCGUGAAGAGGAAGCUGGAGACAGAGAAGGAUUACGUCUUUGACAAGAGGCUCAGGUACAGUGUCCGCCAGAAUGAAAGCAACUGUCGGUUUCGUGACAUCGUGGUGCGGAAGGAAGAGGGCUUCACGCACAUUCUCCUGUCCAGCCAGACUUCAGAUAACAAUGCCCUGACACCUGAGAUCAUGAAGGAGGUCCGGCGAGCGCUGUGCAACGCGGCCACAGACGACAGCAAGCUGCUGCUGCUCAGUGCAGUGGGCAGCGUGUUCUGCAGCGGCCUGGACUAUUCCUACCUGAUCGGCCGGCUGUCCAGUGACCGGAGGAAGGAGAGCACUCGCAUCGCAGAAGCCAUCAGAGACUUCGUGAAAGCCUUUAUCCAGUUUAAGAAGCCCAUCGUGGUAGCCAUCAAUGGGCCAGCAUUGGGCCUAGGAGCAUCCAUUCUACCCCUCUGUGACAUCGUAUGGGCCAGUGAGAAGGCCUGGUUUCAGACACCAUAUGCUACUAUCCGCCUCACACCUGCUGGCUGUUCCUCCUACACCUUCCCCCAGAUUCUGGGUGUGGCACUGGCCAAUGAAAUGCUGUUCUGCGGGCGAAAACUCACUGCCCAGGAGGCGUGCAGCCGGGGCCUUGUCUCACAGGUCUUCUGGCCCACGACCUUCAGCCAGGAGGUCAUGCUGCGGGUGAAGGAGAUGGCAUCCUGCAGUGCGGUGGUUUUGGAGGAGUCCAAAUGCUUGGUCCGGAGCUUCCUGAAGUCGGUGUUGGAAGACGUGAAUGAGAAGGAGUGUGUCAUGUUGAAGCAGCUCUGGAGCUCCUCCAAAGGCUUGGACUCCCUCUUCAGCUACCUGCAGGACAAAAUCUAUGAAGUCUGAAGGGCCCCAGCUUGUGAGCCUCGCUGCUCAAGGGUACCUGACUUCCAGCUGGGCCCUGUGUUUCUGCCAUCGGAGCCCAGGGUCCACCCCUAGCCAAGAGUUUGUCAGGGUGUGUCUUCACACCUAGGGUUGUGUCCAUUCCUCGUGUCCUUCGGUUGUUCCUCAUUGGUUUGAUUUUGAUGUAACGGUGGGAAACGCAGUAUCCUUGGCCUCCCCGUGUCCCUAUCCCAGCCAGGCCAUAGAGCUUUCCAGGGUUACACGUUUUCAGGGCUCUGCCAGGCACUGCUUCCCUUUCCCCACUAGCUGAAAUGCUCCACCGCCAUGGUCCAGAAGGGGACGAUCAACCUCCCCCAUCCUCCUGACUCAGGCUGUGUCUACACAGUGCCUCCAACUUGGAGAUGAGGCCAUCAUGGGUCUCUGAUGAAAUGAUCUGGGACCAGGGGACAAUCAUCUUAGGGAAUUCGCAGACCAACAAGACUCUGUUGGCCCAUAGGCCUGGCUUCAGGCUCCUCUCCAAUGCAGCUCGGUGUGAUUCUUAGGGCUUGGUCUCAAAACCCAACUGAGUGAUUUACAAACCCAGAUAUUGUACAUUUAGAAAUGUUUUGUUAAAUAUAUAUUUUUAAAACAAUGUAAGUGGAAAUUCUGAUAAUUUAUGUGUAUUAUAUGUAAAGCUAGUUUUGCAAAAAAACAUGAAUUACUAGGAAAAUUUUUUCUUUAUUCGGAUUUAUUUUAUUUAUUUAUUUUUGUUUAUAUAUUAUGAAGUCUAUUGUUCACACAGAUCUUAUUUUCAUACUACCCUGGACCAAAUACGAUUCAAGGUUCACGCUGUUUGGUGCACGCUCACAACGAGCCAUGUGGGAAGUUCAGAGAUGAGAACGGAAGGGUUUUUUGUGGAUUUAAAAUGAACAACACUGUGUCAGGUCCUCUCCAAGUCACUCUCAUAACAUGAUGCCAGUUCUCUAGUAUUGUUUUUAGGAUAAGUCACUGUGGCGUUUUCUCUGUUACUCACUGUCAUUAAGAGGAUCCUAGGACUCUUGUGAUCCCAAAUGGUCUCAGAGCAGGACCCAGUCCUUAGAUGAGUGGCAUUAAGGAAGGAUGGGGGUGCGGUCCUGUUUCAGGAUGAAAUAUUGCCUAGGGUGAGGUGUUCUUUUGCUCUGGGAUAGAUAAAUGAACUUGGAUUUCUAAGACCUUUCCUCUCAGAUGGAAGUUAAUGUCUUAGUUGGCCUUCUGGGAGUGUUGAGAAAGAAAACCCAGUCUCUGGAGUUUUUCUAGGGUCCAAACCAUUUUGCUUCCAGAAGUCUGAACAAUGAGUCUUCUUUUUUUUCUAGCUGGGAGAAUACAAGGGAGCAGUAUCCAGCAUGCAGGUCUCCUUGCCUCGAUGGCUGUGGGCUACUGGAGGCCUCCAGUAGCUAUGUUCAUGUGAUCCAACUAAAGUCCCUGGAUCUGCAUGGUAGGGAAGUUUGAGUUUGAGUUGAUAAAGAAACAGGAAAUAGAAGGAAGAGAGGCUCCAUUGUGCCUGGAACCUCAAACCUCUUUGAGAUCAUGUGCCCAGAGAAAAUUAGACCAUCAGGGUGCCUGGAUUGUUCUAGAUGUGUUCUAGAUCUUGACCUCGGUUCUUUCUAGUCCGUUCCCUGUGAGUUUCCGGUCUUUCUUAGCCCUGCCUUGGAGACAGUGGGGUACAGUACUGAGUUGGCACAGCUUGUUGAGGGUUAGGGGAGUGGGAAGGUGGGCUGCAAAGAAGGAGAGUUGGUUCUCUGACUGCUCUCGAAUGGGAAUAGCUACCCCAAGUCCCAGGUGGAAGAAUGACACAGGUGGUUGAAUGUUUACAUGAGAACAAGUGUAGGGGCCCGACUCUAAACCUGGGAGACGGAGGCAGGAGGAUUGCUGCAAUUUCAGGUCCCUAGCCAGGGCUACAUAAGACUCUGUCUCUAGCCAGGCUGUGGUAGCCUUUAAUCCCAGCACUCAGGAGGCUCCCGCGUGUGCUGGCCUUGUGAUCCUCAGGAUGACCUUGCUUGCCUCUAUGGAACGCGUUAGGAGUCAGAAAGGUUCAAGAGGGUCGGAGUUUCACUUCUCCAUUCUCUUUCAGCCUGUGCCACUUGGGCCAUGCAGAGACUGAAGGGACAGCCAUGUCGGCUGUGUUCAGUCACAGGGAAACAGAAUCGAAUCCUGUAGUUCCCUGGUGUCCCAGUAGAACACUGUAGGAGCUGUAGGCUGGGGAGUAGAGAGUUAAUAGAGGAGCGCUCUGGAUUCUGCCAGCUGUCUGUUGUUGAACCUUCUCUAUUAGAUGAGUUCCAUGUGCUUCAUCCAAACCCUUAAGAUGGCCCUUGUUCUUGUGUAUGUCUCCAAGCCUCUUCAUAACUGCUGCUUCCUCUAUGGCUCCCAACCCUUGUGCUUUUUCAUUAAUCCGCGUUUGUCCAUAGGGAGGCAAGGGGUCAGGAUUCUUCCUGGAAAUGGAAAAGGAUGUUUUAGAAAUGCCUGUUAUCAGUGUCUGUCUCUGAUUCCUGCUGAUACAAUCAGAGUUUUAACUUUGGGUCCUUGAUGAGCACCAAACCUCUGAAUGUAUCAAGGGUCUGUGAUGACCGAGAUAGACAUGGAAUUCUUUCUAAGGUGGAAUUCAUAUGGCUCGUUUUAAGUCCUUUCAAGGUAGUUCUGCCACCUGCACACAGGUCCUUUAGUCAGUCGGCCACAGGGCUGGCUAGACCACUGGAGUGGCUGUUUUCAGAGCGCUGGGGGUAGUGUGUCAUUGAAAUGCAGCUGACCUCCAGCAUACUGAACGGGGGGUGGAAAAUACCAGCCUAUGGUUGUAUUCAGAUUACCCUAAAAGCUUUAUUGAGGCGGGGUGCUGGCUUCCAUCUUCUAUCUUGUACCCCAGUGUCCUCUCUGCUCCCAUGAGGUCCUUCUGUUUGUCCCUUUACCUUCCUUGUUCCUUUCCCAUGUCCUCCUUUCCUAGAGCCUAAGUAAAUCUUUGAGGAAUUGUGUGGAUGGCCCAACUCAAGAGUUCCUUUGAGUUUAGAAGGACAGCUGUGGGUGAGAAGUAGAGUGCCUGAUCUGAGUCAACAUCCCUUCUAGCAAGCCGCUCAGGACGGCCCCCGUCUGCCACGACCUUGGUGACCACAACUUCCAGCACGGGGAUAUGACAUGAUUGGGGUUAGAUGCUUUGAUCCCGGAGACUUUGGAAGAGUUAUGGUUAAGAUGGCCAGACCACCUCAGCACACGGAGGCCACUUUGUAAUGUGGGUGUUCUUUUAUUUAGGUGACCCUUUCCUGUUUCAAAAUAAAGUCUGAGGGGAAACACCUUAUGCUGAGAAGGAAGUAAAGACUUAAAAGCUUAUUCUUUGGAAUAGGUCAAACUGGGAAUUGUCCUCUCGGAAGCAUGAAAAGCUGAAAUUCAAUAUGAGGACGGGAAAAUAACCACAGCACACUGUGAACAAUGCAAUUUUGUCUCUAACUCUCCUUUACAAAUUGCCUCCGCCGAAUGCUGAAUUGUAUCCCCCACUCCUAACUCCUGGGUUCAAAAAUCUCUUUAGAACUUUGUAAUUUUUUUUUUAAAUUUGGAAUUUAGUCCCACUCCACACACUUUUUCAAUCUAUUUUCUGUAGAAGUUUUUUUUUUUUAAAAAAAAAUAAUAGUAAUAAAAAUCCCCCAAAUCUUCCUAUGGGAACAUUUAGAAGGAAGGCCUGCUUCUCUUGUGUUUCUGUUGUAUAUAUGAGACAAGAUGCCCUCACUAAUAGACACAGUAUUUAAGACUCCAAAUGAGAUUUCUUAAGUAUUUUAUUUUAUUCUCUGUAAAUGGUUUUGUAAAAAUCACGAAAAUCUCCACUUUGCCUUUGUAGAUACAUCUUCGGGGGCUUGUCUUGCAUGUGUGUUUUUUGUUGUUAUUGUAGCUAAGUGCCACUUAGUUCUUUCUGCGGGUUUUGGUUGAAAUGCUUAUAGACUUUAAUACAGUAUAUAUAUUUUCAGAAUAUAAACUUUUAUAUUUCUGUGGUAAAUUAGGACAUGCGUUUUAGGCAAUCUUUUCCAUUAAUAUCACUUCUUCCUUCAAAAAAAAUAGAUCGCAUACUGGUUUGGUGCCAUUUUUUUUUAUCAAAUAGUCUUACAUUAAGAAAUCAAGUCAAUUUUCUUUUUCUUUUUUAGAAGUCAUUGCAUUUGAAAUCUAAUUUGAACACGUGUUGAAUUUGUGGAAUAAGCCUUACCAUUAGGUUCAAUAAUCCUGCUGAUCUUCAACACUACGCGUGUAGUUCAAGCCCCCCUCCCCCACACCCCACAUAAAUUCUCACUGUGUGGCAGUUGAUGGAGCUGUGAACAGAGCCUUAAGGUUGUUGCAAAAAAUAAAUAAAUAAAUAAAUAAAAGGAUAAUACGGGUUGUUUCCUCCAUGUAAGCCAUGUUGGUGGGCUCGAUGCAGUCUGUAGCUCGUGGCUAACCGGAAGAGAGUGGUAGAGUCGAUGGCGGCAGGGACCAGAUGGAUUUCUUGAUGAAUGUCUUUGGCCAUCAUAUGGCCAAGGACAGGCUUUCUGAACCACUGUCAUUCUAGUCACAUGGUUUGGAAAUGGUAACAGGGAGGGCUGCGGAUUCAUCGUCUGUUCUAAAUAAAUGACAGUUCCUGCUCCUGACCCCAGUGGGGACUCCAGGUUCCUUGUGGGUGACCUGCAAAUGUCCAGGGUAGCUAAAGUCGGCAGUCUCUGUGAGAUGCUAACAAAGUUUACAUAAAAGUCUUACUAUGUAGACAAUCUGGAGUCGGUUUUUGUUCCGUCAUUGGCAUUGCCAUGCGUCCUUGGUGUUUCUGUGAGGAAAUGUAUGUCGAGCCAUGCUAGACUGGAGCUGGGCAGGAUGGGCAUACUGUAGACACAGAGCAUGCACAGCAAGCGAGCUGGUUUAGCCAGGGUCUUUUCAGUGGCACAGAAAUCCCAGAUUUUAUCAGCAGUGAGCAUAGUGUAUCUCGGAAUCUUAAAGAGUUAAUUCUCAAAAAUUAAAUCCCAUUUUUGGUAGGUGGCACUCUGGCCAUUACCAGCUGAUUCUCCUUAUCAACCUUUGGAAUAGGAGCAUGAGUUCAGGGCUGUGUGGUUAAGCAUGGGAUCCCUCUUUAGGCAAUGCCCAAAGUCGCCUUUUCAGCAUUAGGGUUGAGAUUGGCGUGUGCUCAUGUGUCAGUCAGAAGACCUGAUGUGUAGGGUUAGCUUCUGCCUUGCAUCUCUGGGUUGGCUUCACCUCUUUGUCUCAACAUCUAGUCUUCCACUGGAGCGUGUUAAAUUGACUCUGGGAAGUUCAGAGGGUGUAGAGUUUUCCACCUAGUAUUUAAUUUGCCAUUAUGCCAUUAGUUCCAGCUUGAAGUUAUUUUCUAAUGGCUACAUUGACAAGGCUGUGAAAAUAACUGCCUUUCAUAAAACCAAGGACCAAAGAAUUUCAUUAUUCCAACCAAGCAUGAGUUUCAUAGCCUGUAGGCACAUCUGGGUCCAGAUGUGUGAGCUUCAUGGCACAGAGGAAGCCUUGGUUUCCUCAAACUCAUGCUCCCCUAACUGGCCAUGCAGAGAAGUUGACUAGCUCGUUGAAAGGCUCUGAAGGAGAGUUUCUGCGAUUGGAACUUAGUAUCUCAGGUGGGUGUUUCUGCUGUGUGGUCUCAGCUUUCUAUUUGUCCCAUUACAAAGUGGAACUCUGGGAUCCCGCCAGGUUGUCUGAACACCGUAGACUCUUCCAUUUGUGUGUGGGCCUCUGGCUGAAGUUUUGCAGCUAGGUCUCCAGGGAUGCAUCCUGUGACUGCCAGAUGUCCAUCUCUUUAGCUCCUCAUCAAGCCAUUCCACUUCCUGCUUGGUAGAGCAGGAAUUUUCCUCAGCGGCCCCACCAGGGGAUGCCCCUGUUCUCAUUCUCAUUCUUGAUGAUGUCAUCGACUUCUUUACUAAUCCAGAGCUGACUGGUGUUAAAGAAGUGCUAUUCUAUUGGUAAGGCUUAUUACCAAACUUCUGAUAAUGAAGCAGGCUACCAAAAACGUGUCCAGCUCACUCUAGGAGUGUUUGGGUUUGAUCAUGGAUGUAGUGUACACACCAAAAUCCAUGGAUACCUUUACAGGUUAGGUUACUCGUUUUCUUUUGCCAGAUUUUCACUGGAGAGUCCUUAGUUUUGGAUACUUGUAAGUAUGAGUCCUUCAUAGAGUUAUAUGCAGGUAUAGCUGGCCCAUUCUCCACAUUGUAAAUAUUUUUCCCAAACUGGGUGCAGUACUGAGGGUAAUAAUCUUCUGAUUUAUCAAAUGCUGUCUGGAGCAAAUCGUCCACUCUUUGUGAAUGGUCCUGUAACGUAUAUGAACAUAUUUCUGGGUGCCUUAGAAGUUGUAUUUUUCAUGUGUGCUAAUAUGCAGUAUUUAUACAUCGUGAGAAGCUGCUUUGAAUAAAAAGAUUGAAACUUC
Messenger RNA from Microtus ochrogaster (prairie vole), 7987 nucleotides. It is a transcript of the gene Cdyl2, whose product is annotated as chromodomain Y like 2. Gene Ontology annotation, cellular component: nucleus. Gene Ontology annotation, molecular function: transcription corepressor activity. NCBI's taxonomy places the organism in Eukaryota, Metazoa, Chordata, Mammalia, Rodentia, Cricetidae. The record is from RefSeq and is a predicted model, not a curated record.